This is a messenger RNA of Closterium sp. NIES-65, 1185 nucleotides long. NCBI's taxonomy places the organism in Eukaryota, Viridiplantae, Streptophyta, Zygnematophyceae, Desmidiales, Closteriaceae. The record is from the annotation of a GenBank genome assembly.
AUGGACGUGGACGUGGACGUGGACGUCGUGGACGUGGACGUGGUCGUGGACGUGGACGUGGACGUGGUCGUGGACGUGGACGUGGACGUGGACGUGGACGUGGACGUGGAGGUGGUCGUGGAGGUGGACGUGGACGUGGACGUGGACGUGGACGUGGACGUCGUGGUCGUGGACAUGGACGUGGAUGUGGACGUGGACGUGGACGUGGUUGUGGACGUGGACGUCGUGGACGUGGACGUGGAUGUGGACGUGGACGUGGUCGUGGACGUGGACGUGAACGUGGACUUGGACGUGGACCUGGACGUGGACGUGGACGUGGACGUGGACGUGGUGGACGUGGACGUGGCCGUGGACGUGGACGUGGACGUGGACGUGGUGGACGUGGACGUGGCCGUGGACGUGGACGUGGACGUCGUGGACGUGGUGGUGGUGGACCUGGACGCGGCCGUGGUCGUGGACGUGGACGUGGACGUGGACGUGGUCGUGGUCGUGGACGUGGACGUGGACGUGAAGGUGGACGUGGACAUGGACGUGGACGUGGUCGUGGACGUGGAUGUGGACGUGGACAUGGUCGUGGUCGUGGACGUGGACGUGGACGUGGUCGUGGACGUGGAGGUGGUCGUGGACGUGGACGUGGACGUCGUGGUCGUGAACGUGGACGUGGACGUGGUCGUGAACGUGGUGGACGUGGACGUGGCCGUGGACGUGGACGUGGACGUGGACGUGGACGUGGUGGACGUGGACGUGGCCGUGGACGUGGACGUGGACGUCGUGGACGUGGUGAUGGUGGACGUGGACGUGGCCGUGGACGUGGACGUGGACUUGGACGUGGACCUGGAUGUGGACGUGGACGUGGUCGUGGACGUGGUGGACGUGGAAGUGGCCGUGGACGUGGACGUGGACGUGGACGUGGACGUGGUGGACGUGGACGUGGCCGUGGACGUGGACGUGGACGUAGACGUGGACGUGGUCGUGGACGUGGUCGUGGACGUGGACGUGGAGAUGGAGGUGGACGUGGUCGUGGACGUGGACGUGGUCGUGGACGUGGACGUGGACGUGGACGUGGACGUGGAGGUGGUCGUGGACGUGGACGUGGUCGUGGACGUGGAGGACUUGGACGUGGACGUGGUCGUCCACGUGGACGUCGACGUGGACGUGGACGUUCCGGCCUUCAGAAGUGGGUGA